ACUGACGUAUUCACAGCUGUACUCGAGUUUGUUAUUAUUUUUCGAAAAAUUAUAACUUUUUUCAAUAUAAAUUGUAUGAAAUACAAUAAUAUAUACAAAUAUGACGGAUCGAGAUUAUGCACCGUUGAGCUCUGCUUGUGUCCGCGGACUAUGUGAUAAAUUAUAUGACAAAAGAAAAUUUGCAGGCGUUGAGAUAGAAAAAAUGGUGAAGGAUUUUAACGAUGCGAAUAAUACAAGUCAAAUAAAACGUUUGAUUCGUGUGCUCGGUCAGGAUCUAAUGUCAUCCACCAAUCCCAAUGUUAAAAAUGGAGCUCUUAUGGGACUCUCGUCUGUUGCAGUUGGUUUGGGAAAGGGAAGUGUAGAUUAUAUGGGAGAAUUGAUUCAUCCAAUCAUAGCGUGUUUGGGCGAGAGUGAAGCCAGGGUGAGAUACUCUGCUACAGAAGCAUUGUUCAAUGUAUUGAAGAUUGUGCGCAGUGCCUCACUCACACAUUUCCCAUUAGUAUUUGAUGCAUUGGCUCGACUGGCCGCUGACCCAGAACUACAAGUCCGUCAGGGAGCGGAGCUGCUUGAUAAACUUGUCAAAGACAUAGUGAGUGAGAGUGGUACAGUGGACGUGUCGCUGGUGGUGCCGCUGGUCCGGGAGCGUCUGUAUGCACGGUCGGCGGCGGCGCGCGUCUUCGGCGUGGGCUGGCUGAGCGCGCUGGACGCCUCGCCCGCCCUGGGACUCCGGGCUCACCUGCCGCUGCUGCUCGAUCCACUGUUCACCGUUCUUGAUGACCCCAACCCGGAAAUACGUCGCAUGUGCGACGUGCAACUGAACGAGUUCCUCCGAAGCAUCAAGAAGGACCCCUCGGAGGUGGACUUCGAGUCUAUGAUCAACAUCCUCAUCACACACGCCCAGUCCACCGAGGAACUGCUGCAGCUGACGGCGCUGACAUGGCUGAAGGAGUUCGUGAACGUGUGCGGGCGUCGAGUGCUGCCCUCGGCCUCCGGCGCCCUGGCCGCCGCGCUGCCCUGUCUGGCGCUCGCCGACCACUCCGACAUGAGGACCAAAAUCCGAGAAACGGCGGCGGCUGUGAACCAUCAGCUGAUAAAGCUGGUCGUGUCGGAUGACGACUCGCCCGUGGAUGUGGUGCAGCACAGGGUACAGGGGAAGGGGGAGGCACAGAGUAAUGAUGACACAGAGCAGGCGGGAACUCAGGGUAGUGAAAAAACAGAGGGCUCUCAUGAGAAGCGAGCCGAGGGUGACGACACGAGGGCUUGUCUCAACUUGGAGGCGGUGGUGGGAGUUUUGACACAGAUGUUACACCACAGCUCCCUGCAUACCAAGGUCGCCGCUCUCGACUGGAUCCUACAUCUAUAUAACAAGUUACCAAACGAGAUGUUUCUUCAGACGGAACGUGUGUUCUUGAGUGUGGUGGGCAGCUUGGCUGACCCGGCGGACGACGUGGUGCGCCGCGCCCUAGCCGUCCUCGCUGAGAUAUGUUCCUGCCACACCGCCACCACUACUGCCACCACCACCACGAGCAGCGACCCCGUCACCACUACCACAAGUGACCUUGAAUCCAGUCCGUACUAUCACAAAUUCCUGAAAGCUCUGUUGAGACUGCUCGCAGCCGAUGAGAACCUCCUAGAGGACAGGGGAUCGUUUAUCAUAAGACAGCUGUGUGUGCUGGUGGGGGCGGAAGCUGUGUACCGCGGCGUAGCGCUGUCUCUCCGCGGGGAGCGCGAGCUCCGAUUCGCGGCGCGCCUCGUGGACGUGUUGGACACUCUGCUGCUGACGGCCGCGGAGCUGCAUCACCUGCGCCGCAGUCUGAGAGCCUUCUCCGACCCGGCGACGGUGUCCCUGUUCGAAACGCUGUACGAGUGCUGGAGCCACAGCCCGGUGGCGCUGCUGGCUCUCUGUCUCCUCACACACAACUACCAGCACUGCAACACGCUCAUAUCUACAUUUGGGGACUUAGAGAUAACGGUGGACUUCCUCACCGAAGUGGACAAACUGGUCCAGCUGAUCGAGUCGCCGGUGUUCGCCUAUCUCCGCCUGGAGUUGUUGGACGACGAGCGCAGUCGCCCGCUCCGUUCGGCUCUUUUCGGUCUUCUGAUGUUGUUGCCUCAGAGUGAAGCGUUUCACUCUCUCCGCCGACGCCUGCACUGCGCCCCUCCCCCUCCCCCUCUCACAGCUCGCCCCCAGCAAACGGAACCCCCAGCUCCCCAGUCCCCCCCUGGACUUGAUUUCGACGCGUUGCUGGCGACCUUUCAGCGCGUGCAGGCAGCUCACCGUGACUACCGUACGCUGGAGAGACGACUCAGCCGCGCUAAGCUCUUUGAUAGAACGUACUCAUAGCGGGGACGGUGACGCGACUGUGCCACGCCGUAUGACUAAUCACCGCAUGUAGUCCCCGCGCUAGUGACCGUCAUCUCGUGGGGUAUGUGAGCGGUGUACUGGCUUGACGAACACAAAGUAUUUUUGUAAACAAACAAUUCCCCGGGUGACCAAGUUACAAUCUGUCUUAAUUGAUAAAUUGUUAUAUUUGAAAUUUUCAGAGUAUACAGAAAUAAAUACACAUUUAAAAUUUGUAAAAUAUAGUUACUAUUAUAUUUUUUCAUAUAAUGUUUAUGAUCAAAUCUUAUCUUCGGUUUCGUCCCAAAAAAAAAUGCGUACCUUGUAAAUAAAAUUUAUUAUUUGUUAUGAUAUUGUCGGACCUGUCUUAGGAUAUAUAUAACUUAUGCGCUUGGAACAAGCCGGUCCUAAUAAUUUUAUCAGAUGAUUAAAGCUAAAUUAGUUGGACAAGUGUCAUCUUGGCCUCCCCACCGCUCACAUGCCUCAGGAGGCGUCUAGCGCACAUAUAGCUGAUAGGAUUAUAAUCGUUAAAUAUGCGUUAUAUACAACACGCCGAUGAGAGGCACGCGGCCACUACUCACGCUUCAUUAUUAUUAAGAGAUGACACGUGGGGAAAAAAUCAGCACAUUAAAUGAAAAAUAGUUUUAUUAACAGACCCCUGCUCUUCAAUAUUAUACAGGGGUUAUAAUAUUUUUGCUAGUAAUACACAAGUUACCCGAUUAUAUCGUCGUAUGUUGUCGAGUCAGUCGUGUGAUUUUUUAACAAUAUUCCGCUAUUUUUAUAAUUCAAUACAUUUUUCAUAUCAGAGAUCUCAUUGAUCUGGUUAAAAUGUGAACUCAACAAUAACUGUACUAAUAAUGUCGCUUGUGAACACAGAGUUAUAGGUAUAUACAUAUAUAUUAUUUGUGAAUCCUGACCACUCUCUCAGCACCAUGUUGUUGGCACAUUGUUCUCUGCCCUUUCAUAGCAAUUGUACUAUAAUUCAUUAUAUAAUUUUAUAUCUCUAACCGCAUCUUUUUUGACUACAGACGUGCUUCAAACACUUGACCGAUUGGCAAAUAAACUGGGGAAUAUAAUAUGUAUAUGUAUGAGAUAAAGCUGUAUAUAGACAAUCUUCCUGCUGAUUCAUAUACAGGCUGUAGCGGAAUUAAUGUUUCAUAGAUUAGAUAAUCAUUUUGUAAAAAACUUUAUAUGAUAAAUAAUUAAAUUAUUUACACAUUCCA
Messenger RNA from Danaus plexippus (monarch butterfly), 3564 nucleotides. RefSeq names its product protein VAC14 homolog. Gene Ontology annotation, biological process: phosphatidylinositol biosynthetic process; positive regulation of kinase activity. Gene Ontology annotation, cellular component: PAS complex; endosome membrane. Bases 101 to 2344 code for a protein of 747 amino acids. The transcript has 13 exons. Lineage: Eukaryota; Metazoa; Arthropoda; Insecta; Lepidoptera; Nymphalidae. The record is from RefSeq and is a predicted model, not a curated record.